AUGACUCUCCGACUCUCUACGAGAAUCUCCAUUCGAUGGGCCGACGAUGCUCCCUCCGAGCCCACCGAUACCGUGGUGCUAAGUGUCGGCGAUUAUUUCAUGGACCUGCGCAUCACCAAAGCAGAUCAGUCCAUCGACUGGGCAUUUGCUGGAACCAGGGAGAUCCUAUCACGGGACCCUCUCCACUGCAGAUGGAGCCAUACAAUCGACUCCAGACUCUCCUUUGACCCAGAUGAAGGAAAGUUUCAGCCACUCCCAAAUGGCGACGACCUCGAGACCGGAUCUAUGCCCUGUGCUGAAAAGGGAAACCAAAUCACGCCUUACGAAGAAGUUUGGCGAGAGCUCCAACCCAGGCAUGGAAUGAACCGCGGCUGGAUCCUCCAAGGACAAUUAGGUGGCGAUGAUGUCUUCCUCGGCCAGUAUGGUGGCAUCUACCUUGCUAUGCGCCAGAAUAAGCAGGGCGUGUUCAGCGUUCUAAAGGAGGAGUUGACCAACGUCCAAGGUCGGCUGCGGUGGAAGAGAGCGUAUCUAUCAGGUGACCUGAAGCUUCCGUCACAUUCAAGCAUGGGCGUCAUUUCUCCACCCGAAGAAGAGAAGUGGAGGGUCGGCGGAACCGCAGUAUUUGAUGGUCAGGUAUACCAGGUUCGCGCAUUGGAGAUUCAUGGGCAGGAAACAACUAUCAAGGCGCGGACAUCACGACUGUAG
Molecule: messenger RNA, 705 nt
Organism: Fusarium keratoplasticum
Lineage: Eukaryota; Fungi; Ascomycota; Sordariomycetes; Hypocreales; Nectriaceae
Product: Protein HRI1
Exons: 2
Coding region: 1-705 (234 amino acids)
Source: RefSeq, a predicted model, not a curated record